GACUGCAGAGGGCAUCAUGGCUGUGGAUGUUGCAGAAUACCACCUAAGUGUCAUCAAAAGUCCCCCUGGCUGGGAAGUGGGUGUCUACGCUGCAGGGGCCCUGGCACUGCUGGGAAUCGCAGCUGUGAGCCUGUGGAAGCUCUGGACGUCAGGGAGCUUUCCCAGCCCAUCCCCAUUCCCAAAUUACGACUACAGGUACCUUCAGCAGAAGUACGGCGAGACCUCUGCAGAGGCCAGGCAGAAGAGAGUGUCUGUUUGGAAUGCCCAGCAGGCCAGCACUCGGAGGCCACCCAGCCGCAAAGGCAGCCUCAGCAUCGAGGACAACUUUGAGAGCAUCAGCGAGCUGGGGCCCCUGGAGCUGAUGGGCCGCGAGCUAGACCUGGCCCCCUAUGGGACCCUCCGGAAGUCCCAGUCUGCCGACUCCCUGAACUCCAUCUCCUCUGUGAGCAACACCUUUGGGCAGGACUUCACACUGGGCCAGGUGGAAGUGAGCAUGGACUACGAUGCUGCCUCCCACACCCUCCACGUGGCUGUGCUGCAGGGCAGGGACCUCCUGGAGCGGGAGGAAGCCAGCUUCGAGUCCUGCUUCAUGCGCGUCAGCCUUCUGCCCGACGAGCAGAUCGUGGGCAUUUCUCGGAUCCAGAGGAAUGCCUACUCCAUCUACUUCGAUGAGAAGUUCUCCAUUCCCCUGGAUCCCACAGCCCUGGAGGAGAAGAGCCUGCGGUUUUCUGUGUUUGGCAUUGAUGAGGACGAGCGGAACGUCAGCACGGGGGUGGUGGAGCUGAAGCUCUCUGUGCUCGACCUUCCGCUGCAGCCCUUCAGCGGCUGGCUCUACUUACAGGACCAGAACAAGGCCGCCGACGCUGUCGGGGAGAUCCUGCUGUCCCUCAGCUACCUCCCCACAGCCGAGCGCCUCACCGUGGUCGUGGUGAAGGCCAAGAAUCUCAUCUGGACCAAUGACAAGACCACAGCGGACCCCUUCGUCAAGGUGUACCUGCUGCAAGACGGGAGGAAGAUGAGCAAGAAGAAGACGGCCGUGAAGAGGGACGACCCCAACCCCGUCUUCAACGAAGCCAUGAUCUUCUCAGUGCCAGCCAUUGUGCUCCAGGACCUCUCUCUCCGCGUGACAGUGGCUGAGAGCAGCAGUGACGGCCAUGGGGACAACGUGGGCCACGUCAUCAUCGGGCCAUCAGCCAGUGGCAUGGGCACCACACACUGGAACCAGAUGCUGGCCACACUGCGCAGGCCGGUGUCCAUGUGGCACCCUGUCCGGCGAAACUAGCAGCCAAGCUGGGCCAAAUGGGCAGUGGAGCCGCUGGAGCCUGGCGCAAACUCAACUCUGUCCAGUGUGCUCUUCAUAGCGCAGCAGGAACCAUGACACUGGGGUCCCCCAUGGAGUCCCUAUGAACCAUCCUGGUCCCUCUGUCCAGACUUCAGUGGAAGAACAGGGGUGGCUGUGUCCAUGGGUCCAGGGUGCUCUCCCACAGAGGACCAGCUGUGGCUGGGCCAGGACUUAGGGAGGACCACUGGGCACUGGCCAAUUGUGCCCCCUCUUAAGAUCCUCAACAGGUCUGUCCCUAGGUCUGGCAGGGGGACUCGGCCUCUCAGAGCCAGUGAGCUCCCCCCACCCCACUCCUCCUGGUAGGCUAGCUGCCAAGCAGGGCCAUGCACUGAAACCCAGUGAGUUUUGGGGGCCAGGGAUAACACACACAAAACAUGGCCCCUGGGACAUCAGGAAGACAGGGUGCCUUGGCCCCAGGUGAUCUGCUGAAUGUUGGCCCAGCUGGGUGGCUCUGGGGCAGGGGGACCAGGGAGUGCCUUUUGGACAAGGUAGGUGCUAAGCUUUGGUUGCAGAACUGAGAGUGGCCCAGGCAGGGGCCCAGCCUAAGCAAUGGCCAGGAUGCGACAUUUCCCGUCAUGAACGCAUUGCAGACAAGGGGCUCCCUCUGCGUGGAGAAGAGACCAAGAGACCAGGCCCAGCAGAAGCCUGCGGGCCCACAUGGGACACAGCCUCUGGAGUUAUUCUCUAUGAAACCUACUCCCUUACCUCAGCCAUUGCAAGGUCCUUGUGACCAGUCCCAUGCAAUUAAGGCACUGGCUCCACAGCAUUGGCUGAUGUCUCUCCAGCUCGAGCCCUGCUGGGAAGCAGAUAACACAGGUGGGCCUCAGCUAGUGGGGGCUGGUGGGGCAGACAGAAUAUUGACAGCAUAGGUGUAGGCUGCAGGCAUCCGGGAAGGUGUGAGGGACAAGGAGGCCUUGUGCUGGACCUGGGAGCAGUGGCAGUGGGGAGGGACAGUGCAUGCGGCUGCAGCAUGAAGGAAAGUCAGGGGAGUCAGGAGGGUGGCUUGAGGGACAGCUGGAGAAGUGUGAUUGCCACACUGGAAAGGAGGUGGCUCUGGAGCAGGGCUCCAACCCCCAGGACGCUGGGUGUCCUUGGUUGAGUUCCCCAGAAGCAAAUGCUGAGAAAGAGAUUUUUGGCAAGGCGCUUAUUGGGGGAGUGAUCUCAGAAACUUGCCAGGCAGAGCAAAGGGGGGGCCAGGGAAGAAGCCCAGCAAACUGCAGCCUCAGCCUGACCACCAGGGGGAGCUCUGGAGUGUGCAAGGCACCCCGGGGAUCCCACCCAAAAACAAAGGGGCUGGGCCACCCCCAUAUGAGUCAGUCUUUGGCUCCCAUGCCAGCCCAGUUGGAGUGAGGGUGUCACUGGCUGACGCCGCUAUCAUCCACCAAAGGCAGUCCCAGAGAAGUGUUGAUGGGUGGGUGCACCUGCCUGGUCACAGGGACUGCAGAGCAGGCAGCAGCAGCAUCUGCUCUGCAGGGCCACCCACUGGAACGAGCAAGAACUCUCGGGCUAGCUGCCCCUGUUCCCUGGCCCUGGUGAGCUACGGAGACCCAGGUCCAACCAGUUAUCCCCAAUGACAUGGAGAUGGGGAGGGUGGCUAGAACAGGGGCCCAGGGUGGUCAUGGGACUGGAGGCAGGACUGUGGCACUCCCCACCUGACACAGCCAUGGCCCAGCCCUGAGGCCAGGCUGUCUACCCUGUGACCAGCACCAGGAGGUCAGCCCAGGGUUGGGGGACACGCAUGGCUGGGCGGGCCUUUGCAGCCUGGGAAGCCCUUUCUAAGCCAGUGGCUAUGCAGAGCAGGCCAUUCACUCCCACCUUCCCUUUCCCCUCUUUCUCUCCCUCUAACUGCAUGAAAUGUUGACUGUGUACCCAGGAUGGCCGUGGUGGGGACCGAGUAUGCUGUUUGGAAUGAUUCUAGAACCAAAAUAAAGCUUGGGCAGGAAGAGGGGGCUUCCAGGGAGCCCUGCUCAGCCCCAAAUCA
Molecule: messenger RNA, 3323 nt
Organism: Galeopterus variegatus (Sunda flying lemur)
Lineage: Eukaryota; Metazoa; Chordata; Mammalia; Dermoptera; Cynocephalidae
Gene: SYT12
Product: synaptotagmin XII
Exons: 7
Coding region: 17-1282 (421 amino acids)
Biological process (GO): regulation of calcium ion-dependent exocytosis; calcium-ion regulated exocytosis; regulation of dopamine secretion
Molecular function (GO): SNARE binding; calcium-dependent phospholipid binding; clathrin binding
Source: RefSeq, a predicted model, not a curated record